UGACGCAGGAGUUUGCACGUCGGCUACAUGGCUGCAUGGUUGCUCCAUGGAUUAGUUUACCUAGUUGCACGAAAUGUAAACACAUUUGCAAUUAAUAUGGAAGGGCGUGUAUUGACACGAGGAAAUCCCAACACUUUUCUCUCCGGUCUGGUUGAAUUUUGCGUGGAUUCAGUCGCCACCUGUUUUUCCCAGAACGCAGACGAACGUUGCGUCCCCGUCGGUCUCAUCUCUCUGUCUGCGCUGCUUUUCCUGUUCUCAUGCGUUCUGCUCGUGUAUCAGAGGUGCAGAUUUCGGAUUGAGUACCCGGGAGAAACCAUCACAUUCAUCUACAGCCUCCUCGGUAACAUGUGCAGCACAGUUGGAGCCAUUCUGUCCAGACAGCUGCAUAUUCAGAUAUUAAUGGGUGCUAUUGCUGCUACUGUGGAUGCUGCCAAUUUUAUGUCUUGCUGCUUCCCUGUGCUUCUGUGCUGGAACUCAAAAGCGGAAAGGAGGCUGAGGAUGAUGAGAAGCCGGAGGGGGCAGCACCUCCUUGCAGUGUGUGUGUUGAUGGUGGUUGCAGGAGGUUUUUUGAAUUCCAGGGUCACCCACCACCCAGCAGAAGGCCCUCUCAGCGGGAGGAGACUGCUGCACAUCACCAUCCAAGACAACACUGAAAUCCUGGGUUACAUACUUGGCCUGCUUUCCUUUGUCAUCGCCUGUACCUCCAGGUUCCCCGCACUCUUAAGAGCAUACAGGGGACAGAUGUUGACCUGGGCCAACAUGUUCUCUGGACUGAUUUGCUCACUGGCUGGAGCCCUCUACGCUGCUGCCAUACUCCUCUAUGACACUCAGUUUGGGUUUCUUUUAAGAGUCAUGCCGUGGCUGCUGUCAGCGAUAUGCUGUGUCACCCUGGACCUUCUUGUUCUAGUCGUCCACUGGUGCAAGAGAGGAACCAGACAGCAGCCUACCAGUUUUUCUCCAGACACAGAGAGCCUUUUAGGUCGCUCACACAUCCCCACUGAGAAUAACGCUGUCAUGAAGAGACAGAGGAAACAGCAAGUUCAUUCAUCAGCGCAAACAGAAACAAAAAAUGUCCAGAAGAUGACUGAGAUGGGCCGCUAUAUGGAUGUCAGUGUUCAACCUGCAAGAAAAAUAUGCCUUAAGGAGUUGACGAUGUCCAAGGAGGAGGAGCAGCCUCUCAACAGGAGGGUGCGAGUGGACAGUUUCUGCUCCUCCGAUACUUCCUAUGACUCUUCACCAGUGAGUUCUGAUCUGGAGUGGGAUUUCGAAGAGGCAAAUAUCCAGUGGAAUGAACCAACAGCAAAACAACGUGAGGGGGAUGAGUUUCAGGUGGCUGUGUCUGGACUCCAACUGAAAACUCUGUCUGGUACAGAAGAGAGCGCGAGUGUCUCUUCUGCAAGCUUUGCAAAAUGGCAAAGAAAUGUCACUUUCAGUUAGUAAUGUGAUACACAUCUGGUGCAUUCAUUUGAGGGGUAAUAAAAAAGGAUAAACGCUGA
This is a messenger RNA of Micropterus salmoides (largemouth bass), 1496 nucleotides long. RefSeq names its product transmembrane protein 44 (gene tmem44). Bases 28 to 1437 code for a protein of 469 amino acids. Lineage: Eukaryota; Metazoa; Chordata; Actinopteri; Centrarchiformes; Centrarchidae. The transcript is spliced from 10 exons. The record is from RefSeq and is a predicted model, not a curated record.